AUGCGUCGUCAUCCCGAACUCUGUGACACCACUGCAGCGCAGUUGCACAUUCUCAUCCUUGACAUGUCUGUCUGGCAAUGGUUCAAGGGCAUACCGCCCAAGACGCGCAUGAUGAUUGGCGUCGGUGUCAUGGCGUACGCGGGCGCUGGUCUAUACAUAUCCGACAAGGCUGAAGAGAAAUUUGGCCUCGUCCCGACCGACAAGGAUAGGGAAGAGCUGCGGGACGCGCUACCCAAGAUCACGCCCGUCGGGAAGUGA
Messenger RNA from Alternaria postmessia, 258 nucleotides. RefSeq lists its product as uncharacterized. The transcript is spliced from 2 exons. Lineage: Eukaryota; Fungi; Ascomycota; Dothideomycetes; Pleosporales; Pleosporaceae. The record is from RefSeq and is a predicted model, not a curated record. The coding region runs from base 1 to 258 and encodes 85 amino acids.